CCACCGUCUUGGCAUCGCUCUUCCUUUCAAACCUCUGUGUAAUGAUAUUGUUUGCAGUGAUGCUCAGACAGCGAGCACCUGCUGCUCUGUAAUGAUUCAGCCUCUUUCAGCCGCCGCUGUAACACGACAGGAUGCUGCUGCUACUGUCACUUCUGCCGCUGCCGCUGUUGUUACAGAUUUUGCUUUUGCUCCUUCUACCGCAUGACAAUUGUUUUCCUCGUCUAAGCAGAUACCAGCCUCAGACGCUCAAGGUGAGAGUCUUGCCUUUCGCUCUGGGCUACUGGUUCACUUAA
This is a messenger RNA of Pseudopipra pipra, 293 nucleotides long. RefSeq lists its product as uncharacterized. The record is from RefSeq and is a predicted model, not a curated record. The transcript has a single exon. Lineage: Eukaryota; Metazoa; Chordata; Aves; Passeriformes; Pipridae. Bases 132 to 293 code for a protein of 53 amino acids.